This is a messenger RNA of Bicyclus anynana (squinting bush brown), 1396 nucleotides long. It is a transcript of the gene JMJD4, whose product is annotated as 2-oxoglutarate and iron-dependent oxygenase JMJD4 homolog. Lineage: Eukaryota; Metazoa; Arthropoda; Insecta; Lepidoptera; Nymphalidae. Gene Ontology annotation, molecular function: sequence-specific DNA binding; histone H4R3 demethylase activity. The record is from RefSeq and is a predicted model, not a curated record. The coding region runs from base 133 to 1305 and encodes 390 amino acids. Gene Ontology annotation, cellular component: cytoplasm; nucleus. Gene Ontology annotation, biological process: protein hydroxylation; positive regulation of translational termination; negative regulation of gene expression. The transcript is spliced from 2 exons.
ACCUAUGUGGCUAUGUGCCCAUUUGUGCCAAAUAGAUUUCUGUAAACAAACAACGCUUACACUUUUAUUUUAGAGCUUCAACCAAUUAGAAUAAGUUUAACAUUGAUUUUCAAAAUAGGAAAUAACCAAACUAUGAGCAAAGAAAUACCCAUUGACAUCUUUAUCACUGAUGAAAAAAUACAGUAUGAAAACUAUUCGCAGAUACAAAUUGACUGCAUAAAUUUUUGUGAUAUUGAAUAUGCAAAUUUUUAUAGCAAAUAUAUGUUACACAACUUGCCGUGCAUCAUCAAAAAUGUUUCAAAUAACUGGAAGUGUUCCAAUGAUUGGAUCAAAAAUGGUGAAAUCAACUAUGAAUAUUUUACACGGGAAUACGGUGAGCUAGAUGCACCGGUUGCAGACUGCGACGAAAUAAACUUCAAUGCUCAAUGCAAAUGUAAUAUGAAAGUCAAAGAUUAUAUGAGUUACUUAAGAAACAAAAAUAAAGAAAAACUCUUGUACUUAAAAGAUUGGCACCUGAGACGGCUUACAAAUUAUAAUUUCUAUGAUGUGCCAAUUAUAUUUGCAUCAGACUGGCUUAACGAAUAUGCUUUAGAUAACAAAGAGGAUGACUUUAUGUUUGUUUAUAUUGGACCGAAAGAUACGUGGACACCUUUCCAUGCUGAUGUUUAUUCAUCAUACAGUUGGUCAGUUAAUGUAUUUGGCAGAAAGAAAUGGAUUGUACUUCCACCUGGUGAAGAGGCAAAAUUAAAAGAUUCUCUCGGAAAUCUACCACUGCUGUUUGAUCCAAAUAAACAUAAAGAUGUAAAGUAUUAUGAGGUUAUCCAAGAAACAGGGGAUGGUAUUUUUGUCCCAUCAGGGUGGCAUCAUCAAGUUUUUAAUUCACUGGACACUAUUUCUAUAAAUCAUAAUUUCAUAAAUUCUUGUAAUGUGGAAUUUGUGUGGAGAUCACUAGAAGAUAAUUUAAUUUCUGUAGAAAAUGAAAUUGGUGAGUUCAAAGAAACUCCAGAUUUUAUAUCACAGUGUCAAUUAAUACUGAAAUCUGUGUUUGGUAUGGAUUUUGAAAUAUUUAUAAAGUUCCUUGUCCACAUUGCACAAAAAAGAAUAAAUCAUCUAAAUGGAAAUAUAUGUAUACUCUUCAACACUUACACCUUACAGAAGAAUCAUGUUACUUUUGAUCUUUACAAAAUAUUAAAAAUUAUUCAAUUCUUAGAAAAUCAUCCAUUGCUGACAAACAAACUUAUAUCACAGAACAUACUUACAAAAUUAUUACAUAUGAAAAACAAUAUUCAUAAUAUAUUGAAGUGAUUGAAUAGAAGAUUUUUGAUUCAUAAGAAAUAUCAAAAUUAUUACAUGAAAUGAACAUUUUAUAAAUUAAAGUGAUUAGACUCAUUACAAA